AAUAGUUUAUGCGCAAGCGCUCAAGCCGAUAAUCCUACUGUAUACAGAUUACCGUCGCCAGACGUUUACUUAGUGAUGGCUAUAAAAAUUGAUUGGAAACCGCCUGCUGAUGUGAUUGAAGAAUGUUUGAUGAAAGGCAAGCUGAAGAGCGACUGUCAGAAUUACAUCCGAGUUCUGGCCCGCCAGUCUGCCGGUAAAGCGCUAAUAUGUGGGACCCACGCUUUCUCACCGAAGUGCCGUGAGUAUGUGUAUUCCAGCAUUGACGGCACUUUGAAAAAUACCCGACAAUUUGAUGGCCAGGGAAUAUCACCUUAUGAUCCCCGCGAUAAUUCAACGGUUGUCUACCUUCCGGAAACACGUGAGAUCUACACAGGAACGGUGUCAGACUUUGUUGGGAAUGAUCCAUUGAUUUACCGUAAAAGGAUAGGUGAAAAUGAUAGGGACAAUGGGAUCAGGACCCAGAGAGACGAUGCUAGAGUGCUUGACUGUGAGUUAAAGUUUUCAAAGCAAACGAGUGGUAUUAUUCCUAUUACUUCAGCACCUAACUUUGUUGGCUCAUUUGUAUACAAGGAACAUGUCUACUAUUGGUAUAGAGAGCGAGCCGCUGAAGCUAUGGAUAACAAUGAAGAGCGACAGAUCUAUGCUAGGGUAGCUCGCGUUUGUCGAAAUGAUAAAGGAGGGGCGCGGCCUGCCAACGAGCGAUGGACAUCGUUUAUGAAAGCUCGAUUGAAUUGCUCACUGCCAUCCGCAACUCCUUUCUACUUCAAUGAGCUCAAAGCUGUCUCUGAUCCAAUAGUGUCAUCAGCUAACGAUCAUCGAGUCUAUGCCGUGUUCUCCACACCAGAAUCUGACGUUCGAAUGAGCGCAGUCUGUGCAUUUUCCAUGAAGCGGAUAAGGGAAGAAUUUGAUUAUGGAACAUUUAAGCAGCAGCGCACGGUAAACUCUCUUUGGGUUCCGUAUAACCGUAAUGAGAUUCCAAGACCACGACCAGGCGCC
Strongylus vulgaris is the source of this 996-nucleotide messenger RNA. The record is from the annotation of a GenBank genome assembly. Lineage: Eukaryota; Metazoa; Nematoda; Chromadorea; Rhabditida; Strongylidae.